CUCAUUUAAAUUUGAACAAGUAAACUCUUGAUAUAGGAAACCCUAGUUUACUUUUCAAGGAGGGAAGGGAACAAACAAACAACUUUCACCAAUUCACCCUCUCCUGCAUUUCUCUUUCUUUUCACACAUUUUUCUUCCUACCCCAUCUUCUUCAAGUCCACCUUCAACUCAUCUCUCUCCACACACACACACUCUCUCUCUCAGUUGAAAAAUCUUGAUUUGAAAUUUCAAAACCUGGGUCUUUUUCUUUUUGUGAUUUUAAACAUACCCACAAAAGUUUAUUCAUUGGAAUCAUUAUUGUUCUUGAAAAUCAGAAGAUUCUGAUAAAUAAAGAACAAUAAAGAAUAGCUUGAAUAAUUUUGUAGAUAUCACAUUUUGAAAAAUUCCCUUUUGGUUACAUAUCUUGGGGGGUUAAUCUUGGAAGCUUUGGAAGGAGGAGGAGAUGAAUUAAAGUUAGGAACUUUUGCAAACCCUAGCCCUGAAAUUCAAGAAAUUGGAGGGAUUUUGUCUAAAGGGGGAAAUUGAAUUUGGGGCUUUGGUGAAAAAAUCUUGGGAAUUUUAAGAAAAUUAAUACUCAUGAAGGAAAAUGUGCAAUCAACAUUGGGGAAGUUUAAGAUGGAGAAAUCUCCAUAUAUGCAUAGACUUAGGUGGCAUUCUCCGAUUGUAAAGCUGACAUUUUGGUCUUUUGUGUUCUUGGGGUUGAUUCUGGUGUUCUUUUUUAGAUCACCAUCUACAUCCUCACCAUUGGGCUCGGAUGUCUCUCGACGGUCCUUAAGUACCAAUUCUUGGGGUGGCCCGGCUUGGGAGAAGAGAGUUAGAUCUUCUGCUAAAGUCCGGUCUCGAAAUGGGAUCUCAGUUCUUGUUACAGGGGCUGCGGGGUUUGUUGGAACCCAUGUUUCUGCGGCCUUGAAACGUCGUGGCGAUGGGGUUUUAGGGCUUGAUAAUUUUAAUGACUAUUACGAUCCUACACUUAAACGAGCACGCCAGGCGCUUUUGGAGCGUUCGGGUGUGUAUAUUGUGGAGGGUGAUAUUAAUGAUAAGGCCCUAUUGGAGAAGUUAUUUGAGGUUGUGGCAUUUACUCAUGUGAUGCAUUUGGCGGCUCAGGCCGGUGUUAGGUAUGCAAUGGUGAAUCCUGGCUCGUAUAUUCAUAGCAAUAUAGCUGGGUUUGUUAGUUUGCUUGAAGUUUGUAAGUCUGCAAAUCCGCAACCUGCAAUUGUUUGGGCAUCGUCGAGUUCUGUUUAUGGACUUAAUACGAAAGUGCCCUUUUCGGAAAAAGACAGAACAGAUCAACCUGCUAGUCUGUAUGCUGCUACUAAGAAGGCUGGUGAAGAGAUUGCACAUACUUACAAUCAUAUAUAUGGACUGUCGCUUACUGGAUUGCGGUUCUUUACUGUCUAUGGUCCUUGGGGAAGACCUGACAUGGCUUAUUUCUUCUUCACAAAAGAUAUAUUGAAAGGGAAGUCAAUUCAGAUAUUUGAAGCUGCCAAUCAUGGCACGGUGGCUAGGGACUUUACGUAUAUUGAUGAUAUUGUUAAGGGUUGUUUGGCAUCACUGGAUACUGCUGAGAAGAGUACAGGUAGUGGGGGGAAGAAGAAGGGGCCGGCUCAACUGAGGGUGUUCAAUUUGGGAAAUACUUCACCUGUACCAGUUACGAAUCUUGUGAAUAUUUUGGAGCGGUUGCUGAAAGUGAAGGCGAAGAAAUCUAUAAUGAAGUUGCCUCGAAAUGGAGAUGUGCAAUUUACUCAUGCAAACAUUAGCUCAGCACGGAGAGAACUUGGAUACAAGCCCUCGACAGAUUUGCAAACAGGGUUGAAGAAAUUUGUCAAAUGGUACCUCAGUUACUAUGGUGAAGGUAAGAAGAGUGCCAAGUGAUAUGUUUUUCUGUGGUAUGGUCAUUUUAAUCCGUCUGCACAUUCAAUUCAUAUAUGACUGUUUAAGUCUCUCUAUGUUCCUUCUGCGGUAUCUGUUUCAUAUAUAUCUUAGUGAGGUCAUAUCCCAUGGUUAAGAAGAGAGUUAUAUUCUUUUUCGAUGGGGCGGGGAUUGUACUGGCCGUUGUGAUCAUACUAAAUGUUAUGCAGAACCAUUUUGUUUUUGCUCUUCAACUGUAAUUGUUGUAAAACUAUUUUCUGAUUGGUGGACCUGUAUCAUCUUUAUGGGAUUCAAUAAAAUGGCACGCAGGUAGUCGGCUAUUAUAGUUUA
Molecule: messenger RNA, 2199 nt
Organism: Daucus carota subsp. sativus
Lineage: Eukaryota; Viridiplantae; Streptophyta; Magnoliopsida; Apiales; Apiaceae
Product: UDP-glucuronate 4-epimerase 3
Exons: 1
Coding region: 577-1872 (431 amino acids)
Source: RefSeq, a predicted model, not a curated record